Rotaria socialis is the source of this 4119-nucleotide messenger RNA. The record is from the annotation of a GenBank genome assembly. Lineage: Eukaryota; Metazoa; Rotifera; Eurotatoria; Philodinida; Philodinidae.
AUGGGUAACGAUGAAAAACAAUUAAAAGCAUGCCUAACAAGUAUUGUUAAGUUAGUUGAAGAAUGUCUAGAAAAAUUCAACUCACUAAAUGGGCAACGGCAACCUCAAUCAAGAACUGAUAUUGUAUAUGAUAGUGUUGCAAAAGGUUCUCAAUUAAAUAACAACAUCUAUACAUUCACAUUCAACAACGAAGAGAAUGAACUUUUACAAACGUUAACCACAAAUAUCGAAGUUAAAUUGGAUGAAUAUUUUGAACAGUUAUCAAAAUUAUGUUUAAAUUAUCUACUAGAUUUUCUUUAUAUAUAUCAUUAUGAUCGGAAACAACGAAAAUUUCUUUCGCCAUUAAGCGUGGGUGUGUUGGAUUCAUUAAGUCUUGAAUUAAAAGGUUUGUUUGCAUCGUGUGAAGCAUAUCCGGCUGCAUAUAAUGGUCAAUUGGAUGUAGUAAAAAAAUUCACUAAAGACUACCCAACAUUUAAAGAUAAACCGGGAUUAUGGGAAACAACACUAUUAUAUUCAGCUGCACGAAAUAAUCACUUAGAUAUUGUGAAAUACUUGAUUGAAGAAGCAUACUGUUCUGUUAAUGCUCAAAAUCUGCGUGAUGUUGAUUUUGCAUUAGAUGCGACUGUGACAACUUACGCGCCACGGCCAACAGCAGGUUCAACCGCCCUUCAUGGAGCUUGUUUUAACAAUCAUUUGAAUAUUGUACAAUAUUUAGUUGAGCAUGGUGCUGAUUAUUUCAUUCAAAACCAGGCGAUAGAAACUCCAAUAAGUAAUGGAACAAAUCAUGCUGAUAUCAAAAAGUUUUUUCAAGAUUACUUGAUCAUGGGUUAUUCUGCAGCAAGUUCAGAACAUCUACCAUGCCAAUCUAUCAUGAAUGAUGAUCGACGACCAAUCAUAGAUUCUAUGUGGGAAUAUAAACCAUUUCAAGACCCGAAAUGGUAUAAAUUUACACUAACCGAAGCGACACUAUUACACAAGACUUUAUUACCAUCAGAAGAGUUUCAAAAGCAAAUUUAUUUAAAAGUAGCCAAAGGUCUAUAUAGCGUAUCGAUAACUGAAUUUUUGCGAUCAGGAAAUUAUGGACAAGACCCACAGAAAAAUAUGGCAUGGAUUCGUUGUCGAGGCUCUAGUGUUUUAAAUUUUGAUUGUUAUUCUAUUUGGCAAAUCAUGUUAAUUCAACAUAAACAAGUAGACAAACAUAAAGAUAACACUGCAUCAUUGAAAAUACAACAGUUUCCAGUCGUAUUUAACAGUGCUUUUAAGCUUCAAUUAAAUGCAUGGUAUAAUUGUGAUGAUAAAACAAGUUCAUUGUUCGAUGAUGCCAUGGAUUAUCGACGCAAAAUGAUUUCCAUUGAUAUACCUCACGUUGGUAAUAAGUUGACAAUCAAUUUAAAGUCAUUUGAAUUUUCAGAUAAUGAAAAGACAAUUUUUGGCUGUAUUCGAUGGAUUCCAAAACUUGUAUCAAAAACGGAACACCCUGACCAAAAACUUGUAUAUGUUGAUAAUUUUCAACCGGUAGCAAGCAUAGAACCCAUUCCUUUAACAACAAAACGUUUGAAAGAAGCUUUACAAAUGAAAAACAUUGUUCAACAAGAAAUGAAUGACAAAGAAAAUCAAGAUGAUGAAGACGAGAGUGGUUUAGUAAUAGGGUCGGUUUUUGAAACAAGAAAUAGGAAUGAAGCUGACAAUGAUAUUGAUGAUGAUGAUGAUGAUGAUGAUGUUGUAGAGAAUUCAGAUUUAAAUAAUCGACUUCCGCUCAGAAACAAUGGUACUUGGAGUGUUCUUGAUCUCAACGACGAUAUUUUGGCUGUGAAUCCUACUUUUCAUUUAGUGACUGCUCCUACUACGAUUGGAAUUAUUCGUGAAAAUUCAAAUAUUUCUUUACAGAAAUUUGUUGACGAAACAAGUAACCAAAUCAGACGUUCUGGCAUACUUGACAGAGUGAACGCUCUUUUAAGAGAUCAAAAAGUUGCUGAACUUACUUUGCGAUUAGAAGCAGAAAUGAAAGAGUUGAACGUUGAAAUUGAAAAAGAGAAAUCAAAAAAUAAUAAUAAACUAUUGGAAGAACUUCAACAAGAAUUACUCCAUAAGAAAAUUCAGGGAGAAAAAUUAAAAACUUCAGCUCAUAAAAUUAUAGCGAUGGAUUAUGAUAAUAUUCAAUCAAUCAUUGCCAAUACCUUUCUAUUCAGCAAAUCCCAGUCUAUUAUAGAUCAUCUUAAGGCUAAACAGCCAAUGGACAGUUCUAUCCUCGGAAUACCUAGUAUCGCUAUCAGAGAAAACAAUGAUCUUUAUUGUAUAUCAGUAACGGGAACUCAACUACAUCAUGAUGAAUUCAAAAAUGUUCUACAACGAAUACACGAUUUAUGUGACGCUACUAGAUCAGCUAGGGUUUAUUAUCAACAACAAUUAAAUUCAAAAUUAGAAAGUAUCAAUAAUCUAAUGGCACAAGUAAUUCGUCCUUUACCAAGUUGGAAAUAUUACACCAAGUGUUUUCAACAAUUAGCUAGCAGCAAAAUUGAGGAUUUCGUUAGACUAUAUGAUGAUUACAUAUUACAAAAAUCGAAACUUAUGGUAGAAGAAUGCAUUACAGAUGCGAGUUUUUCCGCAAUCACACAAUUAGGAAAAUUAACUGAUAUGUAUACGAAAAAAAAACAAUUUCUACCUGAAUUAGAAAUAUUAAAAGGUGAAACUCUAGAUGAAUACAUCAAGGAACAUAUUUCAUUACAACAAUUAAAAUUUGAAAAGAAGCCAUCAAAACAAUCUCUUGAAAUUAUGAAUCAUUUUAUUAAUAAAAUAAGAACAGAAUUUAAGACAAAGCCAACCUACGUGGGAUUUACAUUAGAACAAUUUAAGGAAAUUCAGAAAUUAUUACAAAGAACCAUGUUGUAUUAUCGAUGUUUCCUUCUACAACUCCCUCUGUAUGAGUCAUCAAAAGAAUUCUUAGAGAAAACUGAACAAGCCACAGUCAUUACAAUAGCUACACCAAAUGGAUCUGGUAAAUCGACAUUACUACCAGCCUUGCUGAUUGCUAACGGUUACGAUAAAGCUAUUGUUACUCAGCCUCGUCGAUUACUUUGUGCGAGAAUGUGUAGACGUGUAAAUGAAACUAUGGCAACCAAUAGAGAUGAAUCGAAACUUGCUGGGUGGGUCGUUGAUGGCGCUGAGCAGUAUACCAAUAGUCGAAUACUUUAUUUAACAGAUAGUUUAUUAAAAGAACGGUUAUUAAAUGAUGAACACUUGAUUACAAAUAUAAUCAAUAGCAGUAAGCCUAUUGUAUUUUUUCUUGACGAAGUUCAUGAAAGAUCAGUUGACAUCGAUCUCUGUCUGGCAUUAUUUGCUCGUCUUCUAACAGAAAAACCUGAAAUAAGAUCUAAACUCAAAAUUAUUAUUUCAUCAGCAACAUUAGACUCAACUGUACCGAAAUUGUUUCGUCAAAUACCUCAGUUAAAAGUCGAUGAAUUUGUUAUGCCGAUGUUAGGAACAUUGUAUCCUGUAACUAAAUGUGAACGAACCAAUGAAAAUAUAUUAGAUUUAGUACAAGAAUUAGGUAAAAAAAGACAACGAUAUGAUCAAAUAUUAUGCUUUGUGAGUAGUGUGUCAGAAGUAAAUCAAUGUUGUCGUCUUUUAGAAGAAAUUAGCCAUGGAACUAUUAGUGCUUUCCCAUUGAUUCAAUCGCAAUCGGCAACUAAUCAACAAAGAAAUAUUGAAAAAGGAAGUAUAUUUUUUUCCACAACUGUUGCUGAAACAUCUCUUACAUUUCCAUCAUUGAAAUAUGUUAUUGAUACAGGCAAGAUUAAUAUUCCUGUUUAUGAUUCUACCAAAAAACAAACAACUUUAAUGGAACUUCGAGCAGCUGAGUCAACAAUUAAACAGCGUCUAGGUCGACUUGGACGAACAAAACCAGGCGAAUAUUAUUCAUUAUAUGAUUUUAAAGUUGAAGAGCAAAAAUAUCCAAAACCACAAAUAUGUCAAUCAGAUUUGGUUAAUACCGAAUUUUCAUUAAGAAAAUCUUUAAUAAAAAAUGGACUUGACUAUUUGAAACAAUACUUACCCGAUGCACCAACUUCACAAGCAAUCACUUCAGCAGUAGAAGAAUUAAGAAGACUAAGCAAGUCUUAG